CUUUUUUGUCAGACUUUGAACUUUACAAACAAGAAGGCGGGAGCAGUAGAAGCGACCAGACUCGCAGUCAGCUUGAAAUAUUGAUCAGAUACUAACUUUCAGCCUUUGGGGGAUAAACACGUCGGUCUUGUGGCGGGACGCAGCGGAAUGUCCCUCCGGUACCAAAACAAGGUGGUUAUUGUCACCGGAGGGUCCAAAGGGAUCGGCAGAGGGAUUGUCACAGCCUUUGUGGAAAAUGGAGCCAACGUGGUGUUUUGCGCCAGAGGAGCUGCAGAAGGCGAAGCCCUGGCAGCAGAGCUGAAGGCGCAGGGCCCAGGAUCAUGCACGUUUGUCAGGUGUGACAUGACCCAGGAGGACGACAUCCAGCGAUUGAUGGCAGUCACCGUGGAGCUGUACGGACGCAUCGACUGUCUGGUGAACAACGCAGGCUGGCAUCCUCCUCACAAACCCACCGAUGAAACCACAGCAGAGGAGUUCAGGAAUCUGCUAAAUCUGAACCUUGUCAGCUACUUCUUAGCUUCAAAAUUUGCCUUACCACAUCUACGUCAGCGUCAGGGAAACAUCAUUAAUAUCUCCAGUCUUGUGGGCACCAUCGGUCAGAAAGAUGCUGCACCUUAUGUUGCCACUAAAGGGGCGAUCAUCUCCAUGACCAAGGCCAUGGCCGUGGAUGAGAGCGCACACAGCGUGAGGGUGAACUGCAUCUCUCCAGGUAACGUGAUGACACCUUUGUGGGAAGACCUUGCAGCCCAGACGGUCGAUGCUGCAGCCACCAUCCAAGCGGGGGAAAAUGCACAGCUGAUGGGUCGGAUGGGGACGGAGGCCGAGUGUGGACUGGCUGCUGUGUUCCUGGCAGCAGACGCUACGUUCUGCACCGGCGUGGACCUGCUGCUCAGUGGAGGAGCUGAACUCGACUACGGCUUCAAGAGUCGGCUCCAUCCUGAAGGCCUCUGAUCAUCUGGAGACUAACGGAGAGCAGUGGCACCAGCUGCAGCAUUUCAAUAAAUCACCUUUUUAUCAGAA
Molecule: messenger RNA, 1020 nt
Organism: Fundulus heteroclitus (mummichog)
Lineage: Eukaryota; Metazoa; Chordata; Actinopteri; Cyprinodontiformes; Fundulidae
Gene: hsd17b14
Product: hydroxysteroid (17-beta) dehydrogenase 14
Exons: 9
Coding region: 148-951 (267 amino acids)
Biological process (GO): steroid catabolic process
Cellular component (GO): cytosol
Molecular function (GO): estradiol 17-beta-dehydrogenase [NAD(P)+] activity
Source: RefSeq, a predicted model, not a curated record